Messenger RNA from Suillus clintonianus, 201 nucleotides. RefSeq lists its product as uncharacterized. NCBI's taxonomy places the organism in Eukaryota, Fungi, Basidiomycota, Agaricomycetes, Boletales, Suillaceae. The annotation marks the transcript as partial. The record is from RefSeq and is a predicted model, not a curated record. The transcript has a single exon.
UGCCCCCAUUGUCCACGCACAGAAGAAAAUGUACACCACUACUUGUUAACAUGCCCUCAAUACCGCCAAGAGCGUCACACACUCGUUCGAGCGCUAGGAAGAAAAGCAACAUCCAUCCCAUAUCUAUUAACAGACAGCGAAGCCACACCGCACCUUGUACAAUACAUAAACGCAACUGGAAGAAUGAAAACCACAUUCGGU